AAUUACCUUCCAUUUUAGCCUAUAAAUACAACUAUAAAAGCAGUGCACGAUCAUGUCAUAAUCUUCACAGUUGAGUGAGGAAGAGAGAAUUAAAAAAAAAAAAAAAAAUGAAACCCAUUUUUAUCAUUGUAGUUCUGUCCCUAUCGGUCCUUUGUUCUGCACAAGAAUUUGAUUUCUUCUACUUUGUUCAACAGUGGCCAGGAUCAUACUGUGACACAAAGAAAAGUUGCUGCUACCCAACAACUGGAAAACCUGCAGCUGAUUUUGGAAUUCAUGGACUUUGGCCAAAUUACAAAGAUGGAACUUACCCAUCAAACUGUGAUUCUAGUAACCCCUUCAAUCAAAAUAAGAUUUCAGACCUAACAAGCAGUAUGCAAAAGAAUUGGCCAACACUAGCUUGCCCUAGCGGCAAUGGAGUGACCUUUUGGUCACACGAGUGGGAAAAACACGGUACUUGCUCCGAGUCUGUUCUUGACCAACAUGGCUACUUCCAGGCAGCUCUUAACUUGAAAAAGAAAGUAAAUCUGCUUCAGGUUUUAAACAAUGCAGGCAUAUCGGCAAAUGGAGAAUCAUACAGCUUGAGCAGCAUUAAGAGUGCAAUACAAGAAGCAAUAGGCUAUAAUCCAUGGAUUGAGUGCAACAAUGAUGAAUCAGGAAACAGUCAGCUCUACCAAGUUUACUUAUGUGUGGACACUUCUGGAUCAAAUCUGAUUGAAUGUCCUGUUUUUCCAAAUGGAAAAUGUGCCUCCAACAUUGAGUUCCCUUCCUUCUAAUUUGCUUGGGUUUUAGAGGACAAAAUUUUCUUUCCUUCAAGUCACAACUUUGGCUUCCUGCUUGGCAAUACAAUCUUUCAUUAAAAAUGUCCAUUUUUCUAUUCAUGAAUUUCCCUUUUCACAUUGAAUCCAUAGAAGGAUGAGCUGAUCGGACAUUGUUAUUGACAAAAACAUAAUUUGGAUCCAGAAUUUAAAUAUAGUAUUAUUCAUGGCCAA
This is a messenger RNA of Jatropha curcas, 989 nucleotides long. RefSeq names its product ribonuclease 1. Lineage: Eukaryota; Viridiplantae; Streptophyta; Magnoliopsida; Malpighiales; Euphorbiaceae. The record is from RefSeq and is a predicted model, not a curated record. Gene Ontology annotation, biological process: RNA catabolic process. Gene Ontology annotation, cellular component: extracellular region. Gene Ontology annotation, molecular function: ribonuclease T2 activity; RNA binding.